Helicoverpa armigera (cotton bollworm) is the source of this 8051-nucleotide messenger RNA. RefSeq names its product C3G guanyl-nucleotide exchange factor (gene C3G). The record is from RefSeq and is a predicted model, not a curated record. Lineage: Eukaryota; Metazoa; Arthropoda; Insecta; Lepidoptera; Noctuidae. Gene Ontology annotation, molecular function: guanyl-nucleotide exchange factor activity. Gene Ontology annotation, biological process: positive regulation of GTPase activity; Ras protein signal transduction. The coding region runs from base 1040 to 5137 and encodes 1365 amino acids. The transcript has 28 exons. Gene Ontology annotation, cellular component: plasma membrane.
UUCACUCUCGCCGGUGUGACAGCACCGGGGUACCGGUCACAGGCUGGCAGUGGUGCCGCGCCUGUGCUCGCCGCCGCCGGCUGCACUGCCCAGCUCCGCGACCGAUCGACACCCUGUGUCAAUACUAUGGUCCGCUGCGCAUGAGCUCGCUCACUCGUUGCUCUGCUGAAUAUCGAGAUCGUGUUGUGAAAAAGCGCACAGAUAUUUUUAGAUUAGGUAUUGGUUCGGUCGUGUGUUGUUACAUGAAAUUAUGUGUGGUGUAAAGCAAUCAUAUAUUAUUAUUGUUUUUGAACUGUAAUGCAGUGUUCAUUGAAAGACAGGACAAGUGAAAUCUGCAAUUCUUGUGUUCAAAAUCAGUCUUUAGUUUUAUAGAGAAAGUGUAUAAAAAAGUCGGAUGUCAACUUGCCCCCAGCAGUGUUUAUGGAUUGAUUUUGUUUUUCUCACAUGGAUGUUCGUGAUAAUGCUAGUGAUAAAUAAUUACAUGAAAUUGAAUCGUGACUCGUGAGGUACUUUGACAAAAUUAUUUUACUUUUGAAUCGUUAUGGUUUUAUUGCGUUCGAAUUUGUUGUGCCAAGGUUGUCAGUGGCUGCUGGACAUCAGUCAGUGUAAAAUAAACGCGCGUGAUACACAUAUUAUGACGGCCGUCGCCAUCUACACCAACGACGGGCACAUACUGUAAAUAAAUAAUGAUCUAAUUGUAUCUUCCAACGUCUUUGCUAUUUCUGUGUCUGACCGUAGCCUGAUACAGAUGUUAUCAUUAUAAUAAAGUAAAACCAUGUAAAACACCAAUAUUUUCACUAAACAGUGAAACUUUACAGAGGUACAUUGCCUACUUUCUUGGAUUUCUAGAGGGCCCUGCUUUUCACUGCGGCACUAGCAUCCGCUUCGUUGCGAUCACCGGUUACUAUGGAAAUAUCCGCAAUGUGUGACCCCAACUAGAAACGAAUAAGUCGUCGAUGUUAUUAGAAAUUUCACUCGGAAAGUGUUUAACGCAAAAAGAACAACGAAAAGUAGUAACCAUAAAAGGUAGAAAAAGAAAAUGCCGCAUUACGACGAAAGCUUCAUCUACGAUGAUAACCUUAAUCAGAGAAGAAAUAAAAGAAGCUAUCACGUUUAUAAGAACGGGUUAAGUCCCUUGAGCUUGAUAGAGUCCAGUGAUAUGCUUCAAGCCCUUGAAGGAAGGGGCUCAUCUGUUAUUAAACAAAAUAUUAGAAAUAUUAAGUACCGAGGAAAUCGAUAUAAAACAGCGGCACAGAAUGGAUCGCAAGGUGCCAGUCCAAUGAAAUAUAAGACUCCCGAUAUUAUAGUAGAUCACAGUCCUAGAAUGACUGUAUUUGAUCCUAGUAAAUAUUAUGAUUUAAGAAAUAAUAAUGUUUAUACCCUUACACCUUGUAAAAGUUUUGAUAAUCUGACACUGAAACCGGCGAAAAAAGAUUAUCAUUAUAAAAAUAGAAUAAGAUAUGGGAGUAGUCUCCAAAACUUGGUGGACGAUGGGCAGUUGAAGCACUUUUCUUCGUCGACGGGCGAUCGUGAUACAUCAGUGUCACGAAGAGAAGAUGCCAGGAAAUCUUAUUCAAUAAUUGAUGCCGAAAGUCGACCAGCACAUCAGCGAAAUUGUCGACACACGCCCGCACCAGGGCCUGGAGUCUACCGCCAAAUAAACAACGAUGGAUUUAAUGAGAACGAAUCUGGCAGCGAGGGGAGCUCGGGACACCGCGGGUCGUUGCGCGGCGCCAACAAGUUGGCGAGGCGCGCACGCUCAUUCAAGGACGACCUGCUCGAGCGCAUCUCAAACAUGCGCUCACCGGCGCAACAGCAUCACCGGCCGCAUCUCUCAUCCAAUAUCAGCAGAUCGCACUCUCCGCUUAGCCCAAAAAUUAGGAAUAUGGCAAACAAAAUGAAUACAGCUGAGGAUGGGGAAGUCACACCAGCCAAAGAACUCGAACGGCUAGUCAAAGAGGUUACGUUCGGCUUAAAACACUUUUCGGAUGUUAUCACAAAGGGGAAACUGGAAAUGCUCCCUGACAAUGGCACUAUUGUUUUUGAAUCAAUUGCAAAUAUACAUAAAGCAAUAAAACCGUACUGCAGUCGAUCACCGCAACUAACAAGCGCCGUAAAGCGUCUGUGCGCUGCAUUAGCCACGCUCAUACGCCUGUGCGACGAGAUCACUGCGCUCAGCCUGCGAGCUGACGCCAGCAACGAGGAGCUAGACACAUCGGCCGAAGCAUUGUCACCGGAAUAUGUGAGCUCCGUAGUGAAAGGGGUGACUGGCGCCGUGGAAGAAGUGUCGGCGCUGGCUCAGCAACACAUGACUCGGCCCGCGCUUUCCCCGCGCCCCGCUCUCGUCUCCCCGCGGUCUUCAACACAAAGGAAUUCCUUGCCAGACAUCCCGCUGACGCCGAAGGAGCGGUCACUGCUGACGGGCGAGGGCGGCGCGGAGGGCGGCGUGCGGGCCUCGCACUCCUCCGAGUCCGUGCUGGACGCGCCCGACUCGCCGCCGCCCAAGCCUGCGCGGCCCAACCGGAAAAUCGAGUUGGCCCCACCUCUGCCGCCUAAGCGCAAGUCGGCGAACGACAACUCCCUACUGGCUCUCUCUAUUGAUAGACUGUCCCUGCAAUCUCACAGCAGCGGCUCUUUGGACUCCAUGCUCAACGUGUCUAACGACGAAGAGCGUAACGCGCACGACUCCACCAAUCACGACCACGUGUUUGCCACACCGCCUAGCUCGGAGCUAGUCGGUAUGUGCAGCUGCAACAACGCCACGGAGCUGCGCGCGUCGCUGGAGUCGCACGAGUCGCACAUGAACUCCACUCACGCGCACGUGCAUUCCAACCACAAUCGUUUCUCCAAUGAGUCUGGAUUCGUGUCAGUGGGUCACGCGGAAAUGUCUGCGGAACACAGCUUCCACUCUUCGUUCUCAUCACAUCACUACACGAGCCAUACGGACAGUAUUUUUAACAGUACAGACUGUGUGACCGAAUUGAAGUGCACACUACAAAGCUUUGAGAGCCGCAUGAAUGUAACCAAUAUGAACAGUAUAACCACGCACCAAUCUUCAAAGCUGGCGAGCAUCACGUCAGACGAGAGCGAGACGCCGCCCGAGCUGCCCGUCAAGACGCGCCGCAACAUCCGCGUCGACGUACAGCAACACUUCCCCACUGUUGAAAUCAGGCCGUCCCCGGUGUGCUCGCUGCACGGCGAGGCGCGGCCGCACACGCUGGCCGUGCAUCAGCCGCCGCGACCGCCGCCGCUGCCGCUCAAGAAAAAACACAUGUUCCAAAGCGUCGCGUACAGCGUAAUGGCGUACAUGGAGAUGUUUGGGAACUGCAGUCAUCCGCCGAACAACGCCGCGGCCCCGCCGGAUAUGUUCCGUCACUCUAUACACACAUAUAAUAUGGCUAGCGCCAAACAAAUUACCGAUGGCUCCAUAAGUUUGCAGCGGCAACAAGUUCAGCGCUCCAUAGCGCAAUCCUUCACUGUCCAGCAUUUUGGAAACCCACCAAUGAGCAGUGGCUCUGAAGACAGUGUUAACAUUACUUCGAGUGGUACUAGUCCCAUCCCAUUGGAGCCGCCGCCAGCCCUGCCGCCUAAGAUGAAUAAGACUAAACAGCUCUCAGUUAACUCAAGCAACGAACUACUGCCUCCUCCGUCGCCGCGGCCAUCGUCGCAUAAUAGCUCCACUGAUGAAACAGUUUUGAAUAACAAUUCCGAUGAAUCAUUUACAAGCGCCACGGCGCCCGGAAAGUUUCCGCUUGAAGAUGAGCUUGAAAUGCUCGUGCAACAACAACCUACGCCGUCGCCCGUACCCUCACAGCGAAGUGAAGGCAGCACGGAGCCUCCCCCGGCUGCAGUGGAGGCUAACAGCGAGCCUCCGGCCGCGGACCCGGACGACAUCAUCCUGCAGACGGACGUGAGCGCGUGGCUGGUGCUGAAGGGGCCCAGCAAGGACGGGCCCGACGUGCGCGGCGGGCAGCCCGACGCGCUCAUCGUGCUCGCCACCAAAGCUACCAAAGAAACGGACGAGUACUUCACGUACCAGGAGGCGUUCCUGGCGACGUACCGCACGUGGGUGUCGCCCAGCGGGCUGGUGGCGCGGCUGGUGCGGCGCGCGCAGCACUUCCGCCCGCGCCCGCACGAGCUGCGCUCCACGCUGUGUCUGCUGACUCGCGUCGUCGCCGACCUCACGAUGUCGGACCUAGACUGCCCGCUGAUGCAGGAGAUAAUGGAGUUCAUUUACUGGCUCGUGGAUGCUGAAGAGUUGAUUAUCGCCAAGACUCUCAGACAGAUUCUAGUCGACAAACAAAAACAACUACACUUCCAGCAGACAAACAACAGAUACGAGUACGACAACCCUUGCUACGGCAGCGUGUCAACUCGUCGCGAUACUCUCCUGGACUUCAAGGCUACAGAGCUAGCAGAACAGAUGACGCUACUCGACGCCGCUUUGUUCGUACGUCUGACCACCGCCGAGGUGUUGCUGUGGCCGCGCGACCAAUCAGAGGAGAGCUCGCCCAAUCUCACGCGCUUCACUGAACACUUCAAUAAGAUGAGCUAUUGGGCACGCUCUAGGAUCCUGGAACAGGAGGAGGCCCGUGAACGCGAGAAAUACGCAAACAAAUUCCUGAAAGUGAUGAAGGCGUUACGCAAGAUCAACAACUUCAACUCGUACCUAGCACUAGUUUCUGCCUUGGACUCCCCGCCGGUGCGGCGGCUGGGCUGGCCGCGCUCCAUCGUGGACACGCUGCACGAGUACUGCACCAUUAUCGACUCGUCCUCCUCCUUCCGCAACUACCGCCAGGCGCUGGCCGAGACACAGUCGCCUUGCAUACCCUACAUUGGUCUAGUCCUACAAGAUCUGACUUUCGUUCACAUCGGAAACCCAGACCUUCUGCCAGAAGGUUGCAUUAAUUUUACCAAGAGGUGGCAGCAGUACCACAUCAUGGAAAAUAUGAAGAGAUUUUAUAAAGAGCAGUACAAGUUCAAGAAGAACGAGCGCAUCCUGGCAAUGUUCAACGAGUUCGACGACUUGCUGAGCGAGGAGGCGAUGUGGCAGGUGUCGGAGAGCAUCAAGCCGCGCGGCGGCCGCGCCCGCGCCCCGCCCGCGCACCCCCACCCGCCCGCGCAGGCCGCCGCCUGACCCCGCGCCGGUAAAAUUUGAAUCCAAAGAAUAUGAAGACGCAAUAGGAUAUUAAACGAGUCGCUUGAAUUGUAUGUCGAGGAGAUAUAUUAAUUUAAAGAAAUUGUGAUUAUCUGUCCUAAAAAGGCCUAAUUAAUAUUAGUGUAUUUAUUAAUUGUGCGAUUUUCUCGACUGUGAUUGUUCUGAGUGCGAGUGUGACGCGUGGACAGAUGCGACGAGGAUAGAGGUUUGCUUACGAUUUCAACGCUUUUCAUGUGCAACAAAUGAUAAUAAUCGAGUAAAUAUUAUUUCUAUCAGUAUUUAAAUCGAAUAACUGUCGUCUAUUACAUAUCAGCAUGUGACUUGCAUAGUGUACUUAUGAUGAAACGAGCGACGCCUUGGGUGUUUAGAGUAAAGUCCUUGAACCAUCUCGUUGUUGUAUUUGCCAUUGAUGUCAUUAUAUACAUUAUUGAGUAAGCCAGCUUCGGAAGUUAGCUUUCUAUACAUCGAAUUAGAGAAAACUUUUUGAAGUCUUAGGAAUGGUAGCAGAACUACUGUUUGAUUAUAGUGACUUAGUCGAUAUUAAGCAUUUCGAGUGCAUCAUUUUUUAAAGUCGAUUGUUUACCGUGUUUAAAUAACUUUAAUGCAUAAGUAACUACCUAUGGGAAAUGGGACAGUUCAUUUAAUUCCAGUGGAAGGUUCACGUGCACGUUUCAAUUAACGAACAUUUUGCAAGGGGCUUCCAUUGAAUUUUAUUAAAGUGAGAAGGAAUCAAACCCUAAUAUUUCCUGUCAUGAAGUUUUAAAUAGAGACUUAAUAUUUUUGUACACACAUGUAUUAAAAUAUACCCCCCUCACAGCACUGCAUUAUGACAUAAACAUAUCAUUUUUUAAUGUGCCAAACUUUGCAACCAACCGAAAUGUCCCAUUUCUAUGCCUAGUACAAGUAAAUUACAUUAUUAAGUACUUUACCGUAAACGUUGCGUAUCCGACAUUUGUAGAAAUGCUCUAAGUAAAUGGUACAAAUGGUAAAGAAAGACUCGCUUACAUCAAGUAAAAAAAACCUAUAAAGUAAUAAUAUUUCGCAACACGAUUAAGCUAUAACUGAAUUUGGAUGGAUAAUACUACUUAUAGGUUCUUUUAGAAGUGGAGCGCAUUGAAAUGCUAUAUAUUACAAGACAAACUUCAAUCAUAUUAUUAAUACUAAGUAGUCCAUACUUUACACCGGUUAAAAUGACCAGUCUCUUUAUAUUUUUGUGAGAAAAAUGACGCCCUUUAAUCGCGUCGAUGCCAUUUCAUUCUUGUUGAAGUAUUAAUGUUAAUGCAAUAUUUUUGUGCAUGCUCUUAAAGUAUUCGUAUGAAUUUGAUGCGUAUUUUAUUUUUGAUAUUCAAAAACUUUUUCCUAUAGGUUGCUACCUGCAAGGAAGCUAACGAAUAACAUACUUUUGAGAUGUAUACUUAUUUACAUUAUUCUUCAGUGGUUGCGUAAUUUUACUAUAAUGUAAGAUUUAGAUACAACGCUGCUAGCUCUGAAGCUGUAACGAGCGAUAUUGUAUGAAACUUUGGAAACAUAUUUUACUCACUCGAUAGUCUCAUGUUCACAGUAAUCGCAUUUUUAAAUAAUGGUAGGUCAAAUUUGAAUAGUGUAAUGUAAUCAACGUUUAAUUUGCCUUAAGACGAUCGAGUCUUCAGUGAAAUAGCAAUAAAAUUUAAUUGUUGUUAGAAUUGCUGCACGAUUUGUGAUACUAAUCAUGUAGCGUGCCGCUUACUACUCAGUCUUAUUGACGUCCUGUACGCGUAGGCAAUUGUAUUAGAAAAAUAUUAGUAGUAAGCGUAAUAAACCCCAAUAUGAUAGUGUUGCUGACGUGUGCACGUAAGUUAUGUAAACGAUUGUUGCCGAGCUGCCUCGUCUGCUGCGACUGUACGCGCAGUGUGUAAUCGUGCUGCAACCAAGUGUCAGUGUAACAAUAGUAAACAACAAACAAGCAAUACCAUUUUAAUACAGGCUUAAGAAUAAAAAUGUAUUUGCAUCUAUCAGGUAGUUCGUGUAUUCGGAAGGGACAUCAAAGUUCCAUGCAAUAAAUAACUAGACCAAUAUUUAGAAUGUUUUACAGUGCUUUACUGAAUUAUGUGCUGAUAUUGUAUUUUGUAUGUAAAAUAUUUUGAUUGAUAGUUAAGUUAUAGGGUAUGUUACCAUUCUUUAUCUGGUAUUAUUAUUUAUUUAGUGUAUUAUGAAAAUAUGGAGCGAUUAACGGAUAUAAUUAUUAUCUAAAGUAUAUUAAAGACUGCCUAAAUUAAUUAUUCACUGUAUUUGAUGUGUAAAUUAGAGAAAUAUUGAAAAAUGUCCCAUUAUUUCACCAACGGCUGUCAUAGACGAGUGUAGUUGCAUCGAAGUAGAUUACUUGAUACCACUUGAACUCAUGAAGCUAAGAACUUGAUAAUGAUCAUCUAAUUUAUCUAUAGUAAUUUGACUUUGAUGCAAUCACUAUGUGUGUGAUUUCUAAUCGCAAAGUAAUGUAGCCUUGGCUUAAUUUUACAAUACACAAUGAUAAUUUUGUCACAAUGUUCAUAUUUAUUACAAUAUUAACAUAUUCAUAAGAAGUAUAAAGAUCACAUUUUAGUGAACAGCGUACAUAUUUUUGUUGUAUUAGCAAGUUCAGUAUUACGUUAACGUAAAGAAAUGCCAUAAUCUUAUGAAUUGAAUUAAAUAUUAGUAUAUUUUUUUCUUUUUGGGACCGUCUUUUUAAGUUGUAUUCUUACUUUAAGUAAAGUUUUUUUUAAAUCAUAUAUUAUUAUACUUUAUUGUACAUUUUAUUAAGUUAGUUGGUUUAAAAAAGUUAUCAGAACCGCAGGUGUGUAUGUACAGUAAAUUUUUGUGUGUCAAGUUUUUUUUUGUAACUAUUUUGUAAAAUAAAUAUAGCACUUUAUUUACAACA